Molecule: messenger RNA, 1829 nt
Organism: Vitis riparia (riverbank grape)
Lineage: Eukaryota; Viridiplantae; Streptophyta; Magnoliopsida; Vitales; Vitaceae
Product: ribulose-1,5 bisphosphate carboxylase/oxygenase large subunit N-methyltransferase, chloroplastic
Exons: 15
Coding region: 120-1562 (480 amino acids)
Biological process (GO): peptidyl-lysine monomethylation
Molecular function (GO): protein binding; protein-lysine N-methyltransferase activity
Source: RefSeq, a predicted model, not a curated record
GCCUGAUGCAAAACGAGUUAACACGUGGUCCAACGGUAACUCAGGAUAGUCUAUUCUGAUUUGUUCGAUCGCUUCAACCGGCGAAGGCGGACCAAACCCUAUCCACGAAGGUCUUUGCGAUGCUAUUGGGUGCUCGAUUCAUCGAUCGCUGCUGCCUUCAUCGACCUAUUGUCUGUCUCUCUCGUCGCUUCAAAUUCUCUUCCCCAGCGAAGCCUCAGGACUCACAUUGUGUAGAAAAGGACUGUGAUGAUUUUUUACCAUGGCUGGAGCAGAAGGCUGGGGUUGAAAUUUCAUCAGUGCUUUCAAUUGGGAAAUCCACUUAUGGCAGGUCCUUGUUUGCUUCUAAGUCAAUACAAACUGGAGACUGCAUACUGAAGGUUCCUUAUAAUGUGCAAAUAUCACCAGAUAAUGUUCCUUCAAAAAUUAAUUCUUUGUUAGGUGAUGAGGUUGGAAAUAUUGCAAAGCUUGCUAUAGUCAUCUUAGUGGAGUGGAAAAUGGGUCAGGAUUCUGAAUGGGCCCCUUAUAUCAACCGUCUCCCUCAGCCUGGGGAAAUGCAUAGCACAGUAUUCUGGAGUGAAGGCGAGUUGAAGAUGAUUCAACAAAGUUCAGUAUAUCAGGAGACUAUUAACCAAAAGGCUCAAAUUCAGAAGGACUUUUUGGCAAUUAAACCUGUUCUGCAUCACUUCUCUGAAAAUCUUUUUAAGGAUAUCUCAUUGAAGGAAUUCAUGCAUGCAUGUGCUUUAGUUGGAUCUUGGGCAUGGGGGAGCACAAAGGGUCUCUCUUUGAUUCCGUUUGCAGAUUUUGUAAAUCAUGAUGGGUUUUCAGAAUCAGUUUUAUUGGGUGAUGAGGACAAGCAAUUGUCAGAGGUCAUUGCUGAUCGUAAUUAUGCUCCGGGUGAACAGGUUCUGAUACGAUAUGGAAAAUUUCCAAAUGCCACCCUCCUGCUGGACUUUGGGUUUACGCUUCCAUACAACAUUUAUGACCAGGUCCAGAUUCAGGUCAAUAUACCUCAUCAUGAUCUUCUACGCACACUGAAGUUGGAACUUCUUCAUAGACAUUGUCCACCAAAAAUUGGAGAUGUCAAUAGCUUCAGCUCUAUGGGGAAUUUGUUUACAAUCAAGGAAGUGAAGUCAACUAGAGGAAAAGGGAGGGGAAUUCCACAAUCCCUGCGUGCAUUUGCUCGUAUUUUCUGUUGCACCUCUCAUCAAGAACUAAGUGAUUUGGCUGUGGAAGCUGCACAAAAUGAUGGCCGGCUGGCUCGGCGUCCGUUAAAGAGCUGGAAUAGAGAGAUCCAAGCACAUCAGGUCUUGUUGUCAUGGAUUACUCAGUUAAUCAAUGAGUAUAAUACAUCUAUUAAGUCACUGCCUCCUGCUUCUCCCUUGUAUAAAACUUUUGCUCUUCGAAAGCAAAUGGCUCGAGAUCUCCUCACCGGUGAGCUUCGCGUUCUGAAAUCUGCUGGUGCAUGGCUGGAGAACUACUGUGCAACCUUAACCACCAAAAGCUACUUUAGUGAUGAGAAUGGCGGUUCAGAAACUGUUCUGGGCAGUCGAGCAAAGUUUUGAACCGGAAAGAGCAGAACCUGUUGAAGCAGAGGUACUAGUAAAUUUUUUUGUGAAACUGCAUGUUGGAAAUCAUCAUAUACGCCAUUUGUAAGGUUAGAAUAGUAUUGAGGCUACGGGCAUGCUCCAUGCCCUUACAAAGUUUUGCUGAGUCGGCUUUUGAGGUUAGUCACAGGGGGAGAUGAGGUGUUCUUAAGCAAUAGAAUAUGAAAAUAAAUGAAAAUUUCACUUCUUCUUAGGCUUAAAGCAAAUAGCCCCACUUCAUUGAAA